GAGCCGACUCCGCCUUUAGAGAGCGACCGACAGCCACCCACACUGGAGGCAUACCUCGGUAGGCCAAGCGACGCACAGCCACCCCCGUUCCUCACAUUACCCCUGGAGCUGCACCGACUGAUCGUCAGAGAACUGAAGUAUCCUGACCUGCUAUCGCUGAAGCUCUCCCACCCGUACUUCCAAGGCAUGAUCGGCCUCCAACCGACGAUCCACAGCCGGAUUCAGUGGCUCAUGAGCCGCUCGAGAAUGGCUCUACCGGUGCCUCAAAGCACGGGGUUAUCAUUCCUCUCGGAUGUCGCCUUCGUCGCAAAUCCCGAGGUCAAGGGCAUUAUGAACAAGAGACGGCGCCACCAUGAUUGUCUCAAGUCCCAAUCUGCUAGGGAGAUGACGAUCAAGACAUUGGGGUGGCAGAAGGGCAGGACGUUCUGUUUCGUGCUGGAAGCCAGCUCUUGUCCUUGGAUU
This is a messenger RNA of Capronia epimyces CBS 606.96, 462 nucleotides long. RefSeq lists its product as uncharacterized. The transcript has a single exon. The annotation marks the transcript as partial. The record is from RefSeq and is a predicted model, not a curated record. NCBI's taxonomy places the organism in Eukaryota, Fungi, Ascomycota, Eurotiomycetes, Chaetothyriales, Herpotrichiellaceae.